GCAAUGUCGCAUUUAUAUUCUGUUACGGAACAACAAUGAGGCCUUUUUACUGGGUUUCUGGUAUUUAGAAUAGAAACACGUGAUAAAAGAGGUUGGCUGUUUGUUGAUGGGGCUGUUUAGCUCGAGGCUGAUCGGCUGGAUGUGAGAGAUGGCCUUCCUUCCCUGGCUGCCAGACUUCACUAAUAGGAUGGAGGCCUUUUUAAAUGAGUGGCUGUGGCAGGAGGAGUACUGGCUUCCUCAAGGUAUCAGCUGGCAGGACAUUGAGAUGUCGGAGAACGAGGGCCGCUAUCCUCUACCAAGGGAUCUUAUCUACACCUUGCCACUGGCCUUCGCUUUUAUAGCCCUCAGAUAUGUCUUUGAGAGGCUCAUCGCCGUCCGAUUAAGCAAACGUUUAGGGGUGAAGGACCGGAUUCGCAUUCGAGCCGCUUCUAUCCCGAAGCUGGAGAGCUUCUACAAACAGAACAGUCGGCAACCAUCACAAAGUGAUGUGGUGAGCUUGGGGAAGCAGUGUGGACUCUCCCAGAGAAAGAUCCAGACCUGGUUCAGACACAGAAGGAACCAGGACCGACCCAGCAACACUAAAAAGUUCUGCGAGGCCUCCUGGCGUUUUGUCUUCUACAUCAUAGCGUUCACAGCAGGGCUCGGCUCCUUAAUCAAUGCUCCAUGGUUCUGGGACCACAGAGAGUGUUGGAGGGGUUAUCCCAAACAGCCAGUGGCCGAGGCUCAUCACUGGUAUUACAUAUUGGAAAUGGGCUUCUAUUUGUCGCUGCUUCUGUGUGUUUCUGUGGAUGUUAAGCGAAAAGAUUUCAAGGAGCAGGUAAUUCAUCACAUCGCCACGAUAUUCCUCAUUGGUUUCUCCUACUGUGCCAACUAUGUGAGGGUUGGCACUCUGGUGAUGCUGGUGCAUGACUCUUCUGACUUUCUUCUGGAGUCUGCCAAGAUGUUGCACUAUGCCGGCUGGACGAGGAUAUGUGACUCGCUGUUUGUUGUCUUCUCUCUGGUCUUCCUGGUGACGAGGCUGGUGGUGUUCCCUUGCAGAGUGCUCCACACAACCCUGGUGGUUUCUCUAGAAUUCUUCCAGCCCUUCUGUGCUUAUUAUUUCUUCAAUACGCUGCUGUUAGUGCUGCAAGCUCUGCACAUCUUCUGGGCUUAUCUCAUCCUGCGCAUGAUCUACAAGUUUGUGUUCACAGGCAAGGUGGAGCGUGACGAACGUAGCGAUGAGGAGAGUGAGGUGGACGAUGAAGAGGAAGAGCCUGAGGAAGAAGGGGAUGAGUGCAGCUGGGAGCAAAGAAAGGGUGCAAUCAACUCCAAACUGGCAUCCUUGGCUAACAACUGUGUCCUGAACAACCUGACCAACCAGAGGAAUAUAAACAGCAGACUACCGAAAGCCAGAUAAUGGAAAAGCUCCAUGUCUACCAAGCCCCACUAGGAGAAAAAAUAUAUUUUCCCCACCGCCUUUUGGAGUUGAACUAGAUCAGGGUAAGUCUGCAUCCAGUUUACCUUGAAAAAGCGGGCGAAGAAGCACAGAUGAUCUGCACAUCCAGUGUGAGAUUAGGAGGAAAUGCCAUUGUAACUGUCACCACUGCAUACAUAUAUUUGGUAAAACAAGGAGACAGUGAAAUUUCCUUUACAACAAAUCAUAUGUGUUGAUUUGCAAACUAUGUGUUUAUGCUGUUUCUUUAUAUUGUAAAACAAAAACUUUUUAGUUAAUACAUAAGGACACAAGUACCUAGACUGUGUUAUAAUGCAAUUAUCUUUUCUUUGGUCAACAAGAAAAACUAAAUGUUUUUUAUACAAAAUCAAACUGUUCUAAUUUAAUAGGUGGCAUAAUAUGUUUUAAACAGAGCAAACUAAAGCUGUAAUUUAUUAGUCAUUCACUCCCACAGCUCGGUAUUCACAUAAACAGUAUGGUUGAUUGUACAUAGACUAAUGAAAACAUUGAUUGUAGUAUAUCUGUUGAUAAACCACUUUCUAUAGCUAUUUUCUAUGAACCGUAAACUCAACAGGUAAUUUUUAUGUUAUAAUCUGUGGCUGAAUAUUAAACUCUACUGCAGUA
This is a messenger RNA of Micropterus salmoides (largemouth bass), 2056 nucleotides long. Its product is annotated as ceramide synthase 2-like. The record is from RefSeq and is a predicted model, not a curated record. Gene Ontology annotation, biological process: ceramide biosynthetic process. Gene Ontology annotation, cellular component: membrane. The transcript has 11 exons. NCBI's taxonomy places the organism in Eukaryota, Metazoa, Chordata, Actinopteri, Centrarchiformes, Centrarchidae. The coding region runs from base 149 to 1396 and encodes 415 amino acids. Gene Ontology annotation, molecular function: sphingosine N-acyltransferase activity; DNA binding.